ACAGCAGGUGUGGUAGGUGACAGCUGAAAAAGGAAUGGAACGUUUAUUGAUACUUGUGGUGGUUGCUGUGAUAGCUCGUUGUGUAACAUCAGCAUCUUAUGAAAAUGGCUGUGUGUACUGUAAAGGCAAACAGUGUCAAUACAAAAAGUCUGUGGUGGCCGGGGACUGUACUGCUCUAGCUUCCUACAAUGACACGCUCAUGGAGACUGGCUGGGGUAUUCUGGACAUCUCGGCCGGAUAUGGUAAAGUCAAGUUCACUGACCAGGAGCUUAUGUAUGGUGCUGGCUUCAUAGAGGGAGUACUGACAGCUAAGAGAAUAUAUGAACACUACCAGAAUGCGAACGAUUUUUUCCUCAGUAAAAAGUCAGCAGCAUAUAUAGCUAAGCUUCAGGAUUUCCUAUCAGCCCAAGAUGAGUGGAUGAGACAGAUGGUAGUGAAUAACCAAGCUGAUUCAGUUUGGCGCCAUGUAGGCUUAGUUUUAGACCAGUAUGAUGGACUUAUAGAUGGAUACAAGUCUGCAGCACCAGACAAUUGGAAACUGGAAGUGUUUGCCUUUCAAGUGUUAAAUGGUGUUGGUGAUCUGAUAGACCUUCAGCAUGCCUUAGACCCCGACAGCAUUCCAAACUGGAAAAAGAUGUCGAAGGAGGAAGCCAAGCUUUACGUACAAAGACAUGGCUUUUGUUCAGCUCUCAUCAAGGUUUCAGGAGCCUAUGAAAAUGUAUUUAUGUCCCACUCCAGCUGGUUUAUGUAUCAGUUCACCAUGAGGAUCUUCAAACACUGGAACAUCAACGUACAGGACAGUGGCACAUCGGCAAGACAGAUGUCCUUCUCUAGUUACCCAGGCUUCCUUGAGUCUUUGGAUGACUUCUAUUUGCUGGGGAGUAAUAUGGUACUACUACAGACCACAAACAAUGUGUUCAAUUCCUCUUUGUACAAGUUCGUCCAGCCACAAUCUCUGUUGGCAUGGCACCGUGUAAGGGUGGCGAGUAUGAUGGCUAGCACUGGCAGGGAAUGGGCGGACAUCUUCUCCAAGUUCAACUCAGGGACCUACAACAACCAGUACAUGCUGGUAGAUCUGAAGCAGAUAGAACUUGGCAAGGCCAUCAAGGACAAUGCACUGUGGGUUGUAGAACAGAUACCAACUAAAGUUACAGCUGGAGACCAGACACCAAUCUUGAGAACAGGGUAUUGGCCAUCAUAUAACGUUCCAUUUUAUGAAGACAUCUACAACAUGAGUGGCUACCCAGACUUUGUUGCCCAACAUGGGGUAGACAACUCCUACCAACUAGCUCCCCGGGCCAAAAUAUUCCGUAGGGACCAAGCAAAAGUAGUGGAUCUACAGAGCAUGAAACACAUUAUGCGAUACAAUGAUUACAAACAUGACCCCUAUUCUGAGGGAGAUUCUUGUAAUGCAAUAUGUUGCCGUGGAGAUCUCAAACAUACUUCAUCUUCUGCAUCUGGUUGCUAUGAUACCAAGGUGUCAGACUUCCACAUGGCACAAAACUUUGUGGCAGAUAUCAUCAAUGGCCCAACUCUAGGAACAGGAUUACCUCCCUUCCAAUGGACUGAUGCAUUUAAGGACUCUCAUAUUGGUUUACCAAUGGAGUACAGUUUUGACUUCCUCCGUACCUCCCCUCGUUGGAAUGUCACUUUAGGAUGACCUCAAGGAAUAGCCUCAUUGAAAUUGAUAGCUCUAUAAAUCUAAGUUGACAUUUAUUUUUUAAAAGGUUUUAAAGUGAAAAACAAAAAUAUUUGAGAAUUUUGAAAAUAUAUUGUGUUGAUAAAAAUUUUUUUUUAAAUGAAGGGAAUUAACUCUGAUUUUGAUAACAGAUAUAAUGUAAAGUAGCAUGCAUCCUUAAUGUAUUCAGGGAUAUGCUGUUCACAUUGUCAUAUAAGAUAUUAUCAAACAUCAUGUUUACUAUUAUGACAGUGUGUUUUCAGUCAAAUUCUUGGUCUCAUUGUUAUAUUUUUCCAAGAAAUAAAGAGUAGGAUAUCAACUGAGCAUAAUCAAUCAUACAUUUUUUUUAUAUGAAAGAAAUGUUGGUGCUUCAUGUUAUUGUUUCUUGUCAUAAUCACAUAGUGCUAUGAAGGUUAUUAUAUUUUUCAAAUUUUUAGUGAGUUUACUCCACAUUUAUUGUGAAAAGGAUGUAUUUUUUUUUUACAGAAAUCAUGAAAAUGCUCCCCAAAAUUUUCAAUGCAGCAUAUAGUUGAUGCUAUGUCUGUCCGUCUUUUUCACGUCGAGAGCAUAAAUUUGCCCACAGAUAAGCAAGGAUAAUGAAACUUGGUGUGUACAUUGGUCAUAUUAAGACAAAGUGCAGUGUACCUAAUUCAGGGUCCUUGACCCCUGAAUUUACAGAGUUAUUGCCCUUUGUUAAAAUUUCUUGUCGGAAGCGUAACUUUGCACACAGGUAGGUAAGGAUCAUGAAACUUGGUGUGCACAUUUGUCAAAUUAAGACAAUGUGUACCAGAUUGUUUUAUUUAUUUUUUUUCUGCUUCUUUUUUUUCAUGGUAUCAGAUUUUUGCUAUUUAAACUUCUUGAAAAUCCCAACAUUUACAGUAAAACUUGGCAUCAUGAGACAUGUGUAAAGGAUUUGAUUUAUAUUACAGGUGUUACGGGUACAACUUAGACUUUAUGUCAGGUGGCUCUAUAUUUAAGUUUCAUAGUCAAAUGAAUUGAUGAUACUCAAACCUAGCAAGAUCUAUUACAUUUCAGACAAAUUCGUUGAAGAUUAUAAUCCUGUUGAGAUUGAGAGUUGGUCAAGUUCAUUAACUUGAGAAAACAGGAGACCUGUUUGUCCCAAUAACCUGCUGGCUUCUUGUUGUAACAAUUUAAUCAGCAGAGAUAUUCAUAGGUUGACAAAAUGUUAAAAUUCACUUAUAAAACACUGAUUCUGAAAUGGUCAUGUUCAGACUUUAUGUUGUAAUGUUUGUACUAAGUCAGUAAUGAGCAAUUGCUUCUGAAGCAUCACUGUGAUUAUAAGGAAACAUUCUAUUGAUAUAUAUUCAUGACUUUUUAUAAGUUUUUUGUGAUUGAUGAAAUAAAUUUUUGUGGAUUUUUAA
Molecule: messenger RNA, 3060 nt
Organism: Ylistrum balloti
Lineage: Eukaryota; Metazoa; Mollusca; Bivalvia; Pectinida; Pectinidae
Product: phospholipase B-like 1
Exons: 10
Coding region: 35-1660 (541 amino acids)
Biological process (GO): phospholipid catabolic process
Cellular component (GO): extracellular region
Molecular function (GO): glycerophospholipase activity
Source: RefSeq, a predicted model, not a curated record